Spodoptera exigua (beet armyworm) is the source of this 1020-nucleotide messenger RNA. NCBI's taxonomy places the organism in Eukaryota, Metazoa, Arthropoda, Insecta, Lepidoptera, Noctuidae. The record is from the annotation of a GenBank genome assembly.
CAAUGCAAACAGCAUUUAAAUCUCUCUUGUUGAUAUUUUGCCCUAAGGUUUCCGAGUGUAUUACACCUCUAAAAUUAGUGAACAAUAAAUUUUACGACUUAAAAAAGCCUUCGACAAUAAAUCAAGGAUUGUUGGAUUGCAAUUACUUUUUGUGAACGCAUAUUAUUGUAUUUUUGCGGGAUACUGUGUCAAUAAAGAUGGCUGUUGAAAAGUUGUAUGAAAGUGAUAAUUAUUUGAUCGUAAACAAGCCUUACGACAUGUACAUCAACUCGGAUGAUGAGCACGAGAAGAACACAGUGACAUACCACAUAGCUUCACCGGACUCUCAUCUUUCGUCAUCUUUAUUCCCACUUCACUUCGUUCAACGGUUGGAUUAUGCUACAAGCGGCGUGUUAUGUAUCGCCAAGAACAAAUCGUCCGCCGCCCGGGCAGGGAAAUUGUUCGAACAGCGGAUAACGAAGAAGUAUUAUCUCGCUGUUGUAAGGGGUCACGUGACUUUUGAAGUUGCCGAUAUUGAAUUUAACGUUGGUGUUGACCCCUCCACAGCGGACUCGAGUCAUCGCAUGUCAGCACUAAUCACUAGCGAAGCAUCCGUGAGAUGUGUCCAAUCGCGACACGCACACACGCGUGCCCUGCGUCUAGAAACAGGCUACUACGACAAUAGCCCUGUCACAAUUUUGUUGCUCAAACCUAUUACAGGCCGCCGCCAUCAACUACGUGUGCAUUGCAGCGCUGUUGGGCACACAAUACUCGGCGAUUACACGUACAGUGGAACCAAGGACAGUUUGCCCCAUCGAAUGUACCUACAUGCUACUAGGUUAAUAUUGCCUCUCCCUGACGAAGACUUGGACAUACAGACUCCAGAACCUUUCUUCUCGGACCCAAGAUUUAGCUCCAAAUGGAAGUCUGAGACAGCGUAUUACAAAUACCGAAGUAAAGAAGAUUUUCAGUCCGUCUGCGAUAUUUUAGACAAAUCUUAUGUAAUAGGUGUUCAGUACAAAAUCUUUAAAAUGUAAUCUU